This is a messenger RNA of Penaeus monodon (black tiger shrimp), 1423 nucleotides long. RefSeq names its product peripheral plasma membrane protein CASK-like. Bases 38 to 1423 code for a protein of 461 amino acids. Gene Ontology annotation, cellular component: cytoplasm; neuron projection. Gene Ontology annotation, molecular function: ATP binding; calmodulin binding; calcium/calmodulin-dependent protein kinase activity. The transcript is spliced from 10 exons. Lineage: Eukaryota; Metazoa; Arthropoda; Malacostraca; Decapoda; Penaeidae. Gene Ontology annotation, biological process: protein phosphorylation. The record is from RefSeq and is a predicted model, not a curated record.
CGGGGCGGACCUCUGCUUCGAAAUCGUCAAGCGAGCGAUGUCGGGCUUCGUCUAUAGUGAGGCUGUGGCCAGCCAUUACAUGCGCCAGAUCCUGGAGGCCCUGUUGUACUGCCACGAGAACGACAUCAUCCACCGGGACAUCAAGCCUCACUGCGUCCUCCUGGCGUGCAAGGAGAACAGCGCCCCGGUCAAGCUUGGGGGGUUUGGCGUGGCGAUACAACUGCAGGACGGCGAGCUGGUCAAUGGAGAUUCCACUGUAGUUAAUCCUGGCAUCGUGGAAACAAUAGGUCGAAUAGGUACGCCUCACUUUAUGAGUCCCGAGGUUGUGGAACGUCAGCCGUAUGGUAAGCCCGUCGACGUCUGGUCUGCUGGCGUUCUACUCCACAUCUUGCUGUCGGGAACUCUUCCUUUUUACGGGACCAAAGAGCGACUGUAUGACUCCAUAUGUCAAGCCAAGUUGCAUCUCAACACGCCCACGUGGGAACUGACAAGUGAACAUGCAAAGGAUCUGGUUCGGCGGAUGCUGACCUUUGACCCUAACGAGCGUAUCACCGUCAAGGAGGCUCUGAAUCACCGUUGGAUCAAGGACCGCGACAAGUAUGCUUCGCGCACGCACCUUCACUCCACGGUGGAGGAGAUGCGGAAGAUGAACGCCCGCCGGAAGCUGAAGGGCGCCGUGCUGGCCGCCGUGUCUUCGCCUCGGUGGACCAGCUUCUAUAGCGACCCGACCCUCGACCCCUACCCUGAGCUCCCCGCCGACGACGACGUGUGCAGCACAGGAGCAGUAAGCGUCGUGCUGGACUCCCUGGACGAUAUACAAUGUCUCCAGGAAUGCCCAGUGAAGGACCGAGAUUUCCUGCUCUCCGUCCUGGAAGACACGCAGCUCCACGCUCUCCUUGACGUAAGUAUUCAGUUCGCAGUUGGUGUAAACUUUCUUACGCUUGAUAAUGUAGCUGUGUUGGUCCGAGUUACUUCAGGCUUUCUAAUUGUUCAAGCUUAUGGUACCUCUGCUUCCGCCUUUCUCUCAGAAUUGUUCAAGCUUAUGGUACCUCUGCUUCCGCCUUUCUCUCAGAAUUGUUCAAGCUUAUGGUACCUCUGCUUCCGCCUUUCUCUCAGAAUUGUUCAAGCUUACGGUACCUCUGCUUCCGCCUUUCUCUCAGAAUUGUUCAAGCUUAUGUCUGAUAUACUGGAGUCUGUGUGUGUUUUAGCAGCAGAGUUUCAAGUCGUCUGUGUACAGAAGAGAACUUGUGAAAUAUUUUGUACGAUGUUGACAACAGUUUCAGACACACCUGUCUCUAUGAAGCUGAUAUUCCACGUUAGAGAAUGUUUCCUAACAAAGGAACUCAAGGUGGAAAAUGCAAUGCAGGUGGGAAAAUGUCAAGGUCGUGAUCGAUACGCCUCUGGUCUUCACACAUGUUUUUAA